Messenger RNA from Pan troglodytes (chimpanzee), 2943 nucleotides. RefSeq names its product N-acetylated alpha-linked acidic dipeptidase like 1 (gene NAALADL1). The coding region runs from base 268 to 2499 and encodes 743 amino acids. NCBI's taxonomy places the organism in Eukaryota, Metazoa, Chordata, Mammalia, Primates, Hominidae. Gene Ontology annotation, molecular function: carboxypeptidase activity. The transcript is spliced from 19 exons. The record is from RefSeq and is a predicted model, not a curated record.
AAGUGCACAACCUGGCCCUGGGGGAGAAGCUGCAGAAUCUGGGCUGCUUGAGUGUCUUCACAACAUGGCGUCCGGGAGGCCACGUGACUCUGCAGGCACAUCCAGGGGCAAGGGUGCAGGCACAGAAGAAGCAGAGAGUGAGUAAGAAGUAACCAGAAUGGCGUUUUCCCAGUGGAUGUGACCAAAGCAGAGAGGAUUGGGGGUUAAGAGGGCUUCCAGGGCCUCAAACUGGGCAAGGACCUGGACCUGGAGAUCCUGGAGACCGUCAUGGAGCAGCUGGAUGCCCACAGGAUCCGGGAGAACCUCAGAGAACUCUCCAGGGAGCCACACCUGGCCUCCAGCCCUCGGGAUGAGGACCUGGUGCAGCUGCUGCUGCAGCGCUGGAAGGACCCAGAGUCAGGCCUGGACUCGGCCGAGGCCUCCACGUACGAAGUGCUGCUGUCCUUCCCUAGCCAGGAGCAGCCCAACGUCGUGGACAUCGUGGGCCCCACUGGGGGCAUCAUCCACUCCUGCCACCGGACUGAGGAGAACGUGACCGGGGAGCAAGGGGGGCCAGAUGUGGUACAACCCUAUGCUGCCUAUGCUCCUUCUGGAACCCCACAGGGCCUCCUCGUCUAUGCCAACCGGGGCGCGGAAGAAGACUUUAAGGAGCUACAGACUCAGGGCAUCAAACUUGAAGGCACCAUCGCCCUGACUCGCUAUGGGGGUGUAGGGCGUGGGGCCAAGGCUGUGAACGCUGCCAAGCACGGGAUAGCCGGGGUGCUGGUGUACACAGACCCUGCUGACAUCAACGAUGGGCUGAGCUCACCCGACGAAACCUUUCCCAACUCCUGGUACCUGCCCCCCUCAGGAGUGGAGCGAGGCUCCUACUACGAGUAUUUUGGGGACCCUCUGACUCCCUACCUUCCAGCCGUCCCCUCUUCCUUCCGCGUGGACCUUGCCAAUGUCUCCGGAUUUCCCCCAAUUCCUACACAGCCCAUUGGCUUCCAGGAUGCAAGAGACCUGCUCUGUAACCUCAACGGAACUUUGGCCCCAGCCACCUGGCAGGGAGCACUGGGCUGCCACUACAGGUUGGGUCCCGGCUUCCGGGCUGACGGAGACUUCCCAGCAGACAGCCAGGUGAAUGUGAGCGUCUACAACCGCCUGGAGCUGAGGAACUCUUCCAACGUCCUGGGCAUCAUCCGUGGGGCUGUGGAGCCUGGUGAGCCCUCCUCUUGCUGCCUGCACCCCAGGCCCCUGCUCUGCUCUGGAUGCCGCUGUCCUCAUCCAGCCCUGCCCUUGCCACCACCCAGCCCAGCUCCCCCUGCCCACCUCUCCCUCUCCUCUGGUUCUCUGCCCCUUUUCCUCUGGCCAGAUCGCUACGUGCUGUAUGGGAACCACCGAGACAGCUGGGUGCACGGGGCUGUGGACCCCAGCAGUGGCACCGCCAUCCUCCUGGAGCUCUCCCGUGUCCUGGGGACCCUGCUGAAGAAGGGCACCUGGCGUCCUCGCAGAUCAAUCGUGUUUGCGAGCUGGGGGGCUGAGGAGUUUGGGCUCAUUGGCUCCACGGAAUUCACAGAAGAGUUCUUCAACAAGCUGCAGGAGCGCACGGUGGCCUACAUCAACGUGGACAUCUCGGUGUUUGCCAACGCUACCCUUAGGGUGCAGGGGACGCCCCCUGUCCAGAGUGUCGUCUUCUCUGCAACCAAAGAGAUCCGCUCACCAGGCCCUGGCGACCUGAGCAUCUACGACAACUGGAUCCGGUACUUCAACCGCAGCAGCCCGGUGUACGGCCUGGUCCCCAGCUUGGGUUCUCUGGGUGCUGGCAGCGACUAUGCACCCUUCAUUCACUUCCUGGGCAUCUCCUCCAUGGACAUCGCCUAUACGUAUGACCGGAGCAAGACUUCAGCCAGGAUCUACCCCACCUACCAUACAGCCUUUGACACCUUUGACUAUGUGGACAAGUUUUUGGACCCAGGCUUCAGCAGCCAUCAGGCUGUGGCCCGGACAGCGGGGAGUGUGAUUCUCCGGCUCAGUGACAGCUUCUUCCUGCCCCUCAAAGUCAGUGACUACAGUGAGACACUCCGCAGCUUCCUGCAGGCAGCCCAGCAAGAUCUCGGGGCCCUGCUGGAGCAGCACAGCAUCAGCCUGGGGCCUCUGGUGACUGCAGUGGAGAAGUUUGAGGCAGAAGCUGCAGCCUUGGGCCAACGCAUAUCAACACUGCAGAAGGGCAGCCCUGACCCCCUGCAGGUCCGGAUGCUCAAUGACCAGUUGAUGCUCUUGGAACGGACCUUUCUGAACCCUAGAGCCUUCCCAGAGGAACGCUACUACAGCCAUGUGCUCUGGGCACCUCGCACGGGCUCCGUAGUCACAUUCCCGGGCCUAUCCAAUGCCUGCUCCAGGGCCAGGGACACAGCUUCUGGAUCUGAAGCUUGGGCUGAGGUCCAGAGACAGCUCAGCAUUGUGGUGACAGCCCUGGAGGGUGCGGCAGCCACCCUGAGGCCUGUGGCUGACCUCUGACCCCAGCCCUCUUUCUUCAGCCCUCCCUUUACUCCAACCCUCUCCUGCCUGCUUUCCUGAGAUGUCCUGGUCUUCCUUGGUGCCAGAAGGGGGCACUACCACAGGACCCUCUCAAGCUUCUCAGGCAACAGCUUGAGGUCCCUGAGGGGAGUGGCAAGCCCUAAUGCAACUCACCCUCAUCCUGGUGCUUAGGUGGCAGAGGGUGGGCAGCAGGGGACAGGGAUGGGAUGGCAAAACCACCAACUGCCCUUGGUGGCGGGUGGGUGGAGAUGGGAUGCAUGCCAACCUCAGAUGCCAACUCAGGUCAUCAAGGCCAAGGACCAGUGGCGAAAGUGAGUCUUGGGGUACCUUAGGCCUUGCCUAGUCUGCGUUCCUCUCCCUGCAUGCUGUGUAUCCUAACUCCCUACAACAGCCCCUCAAAUAAAUCACAUCUAGUGACUGGUA